Messenger RNA from Melanaphis sacchari, 2135 nucleotides. RefSeq lists its product as uncharacterized. The transcript has a single exon. The coding region runs from base 91 to 1509 and encodes 472 amino acids. NCBI's taxonomy places the organism in Eukaryota, Metazoa, Arthropoda, Insecta, Hemiptera, Aphididae. The record is from RefSeq and is a predicted model, not a curated record.
UAUACAUUUCUUAACUUCCCGUCAGUAGGUACCCAACCACACGUACCUACUUACCUAUUUCGAUAAUCUUUUAUAUUCAAAACACCGAAAAUGUUGUUCGCGUUCAUGUUAGCGUCGGCGUUGGCCGCGACCACCGCGGUGCUCGGUCGUUCGAUCGAACCGUCACCGGCGUUGCAGAUGACGCUCGUCGAAGAAAACCAAAUCGAAAGCCAAUACGAAGAGACGGGACAGAUCUUGGCCACGGACGACCGAUCGUCCAACUUGAAGUACGUGAUGGCCAUACAGAGCUCGAGCAUUUGGACGGAGAUCAAGAAACGGUCGUUGACGAUCAACGCGCCGCAGGGGUUGAACGACGUCGCGAUCGACAAAUCGCUGGAAAAUUUGUCGGACGAAGAACUGGCGCUGCUCAAGCAAGUGUGCCACGACGGGCUCAAGUGCGUGGCCGUCGACCAGCUGUUGGUGCUCUACUCGGUCCGAGAACCGCUCGGCGACGGGAAGUUGUCGGUGCGCACGGUGAUCACCAAGAUCACCGAGGUGAUCACCAAGUACACGGACGAGUACCACGAGGACGUUUACGAGUACGAGGCGGUCACGCAGUCCGACGACUCGUCCAAAGUGUACGAAUCAGUGACCACCAUAGUGGAGGACAACAAGGAACUGUGUCAGAUCGACAUCGGAGCGGUGGCGGUGGCGGCGGCGGUCGAAUGCUAUUUCGAAGAGGUCGAUGGUGGCGGCAGCGUCGAUACUCGGUCCGCGGUUCCACCGGUCGUCAACAACGACGUCACCGUCAACUACAACGAGGUCGAAAACUAUAACGUCAACAACGACACCGUCAACAUUGCCUCCAUCAAAGCGCCGCCGACCUCCGACGGUGUCGUCGUCACUUUGGGCACCGAUGACCCGGCCGAAAACCGUUCACCGGACCGCCGGUACGUCGACGGUGCUGUCAGCGGUACGUCGACCGGCAACGAGACCGCCACAACCGUCAAACCCGUCUCGACCGCCGACGGUCGCCAGACUUCCGCCGGGCGACCUCCCCCGACUGCUGACGGCGUGUCCGGUGACCGUGGUGACCGUUGGCGACGGCCCGAAGACUUCGACCGGAAAUCCGCCCCGAGCGGUUCGGACGUCGGGAAGAACAACGAGACGACGGUGAAAAACGCCGCGGAAAACGGCCACGCGGAAUCCAACUCGGACGUCGUGAUCGCAGGUUCGCAGGACGACGCGAGUGUGCGAAAAGGCUACGUGGCCAAUGGUACACUAAACAACGGUAACAUGGUCGAGUACGACAUCAACAACGGGACGAUCAACACGGGCAAUAUCGAGGGGAGCACCGCCGACAGCGGUAUCAUAAACGUGGGCACGGUCAACAACGGGCCGGUCAACUACGGUACCUACGACAAGCUCACCAACAACGGAAGUCUGGUGGCGUUGAACGGAAACGACGUCCAAAAAUAUCUGUCUUCCGUCGACAACAUGUACUCGACGAUCUUAGAACGGCUCGGCUGAUCUGACCGUCAGUCGCCAUAAGUAUCGCUACCUAUAGAGUUAAUCGUGUCGAAUCGUAUAACUACCUAUUUUUUAACCUUAAACGCGUACGAUUUCCUGUCUGUUUGUAUUAUUAUUGUAUGCCUAACCUAACGUCACAUCGUCGCCGUGUGAUAGUAUUAUUAUUAAGUCAUCACCACGUCGUCAAAAUAAUAUGUUGCAAUUUUUCGUGAUUAUUUUAUUUUAGAUUUUAUUCAUCGUUAGUAUUUAGUUCCGAGUAAUAAUUAUUAUUCGAUUAUUAAUAAUUGUAAUAAUUUCGUAGUUGUUAUACGUAUUGUCGUACAUGUUUAUCGAUACGGAAUAACAGAAAACACGUUGUGGUCAUUCCGUGCCAAAGUCUUAACCUUACAUGUCGUUCGAACGGUCAUUACAAUAUUAUUAUAAUUGUUAGCGCGCAAAGUUUUAGUUCUUUAAAAUGUCAGCACACACAUUGUUAAUUGAUUAAAUAUAAUGUAAUUCUUGAUGUCUAAACAACUAUAAAGUAUUGUUACGUUGGUAGACACCUACAAUAUUACUUUGCUAAUAUAUAAUUUUUUUUUGUUCACUUAUCAUCAAAUUUCUAUCUAUUAUAUUUGCUAUGUAUCCAA